CCGCAGAUAGAGACUUCCCACGAAAAAGAAACGGGUUGGACGAUAGAGGGUGGAAAAAAAGCAGAGAACUACUCCUGUUUACAACAACAUAAUGGAACCUAAAUGGUCGAAUACCGUCUGCAAGCGUGUUUUACUGACUGGAUUUACGCUAUGUGUUGUAUUCGUCACAUUACCUACGUCGGCAAUCGACAUCCACGCCGAUCCUGAAAUGAUCGUUCAGAAUGGCACCACAGGUGUCCUCCGAUGUACCUUCAAGUCCAGCGAAGUAGUCAGCAGCGCCACCUCAGUAACCUGGUCCUUUCAGUCGAGUCAGCCCGACAGUCAGUUCUCCAAAGCUCCGUACGUGAUUUACUACUUCUCCAAUGGGAAAGGAUUCCCGGGACCAGCCGAGUUCAAAGACAGAGUACAGUUUGUCGGAGAUAUCAACAAGAGGGACGUCUCAAUACAGCUGAGCCCGACUCAGUUCAGCGACAACGGCACCUUCUUCUGUGACGUCAAGAACCCACCAGACAUACAGGGAACGCAUGCUAGAACGGAGCUCAGAGUUGUCCUAAAAGAGUCUCUUCCUCCGAACAACACUGCCCUUAUCAUCGGAAUAGUCUGUGGUGCUUUACUUCUGCUCGUCGCCAUCGCUGUAGCUGCCUGCAUUGCCAUGAGGGUGCUGCAUAACCGCCAUGAUUAUGAAGGAUGUACGUCCUUGGAAAGCGUGAGCUCUCAUGCUCCACAGCCACGAAAGAAGGUGGAGUCCAGCCUGGAGGGCUCCAGGUGUACCAGUCCCUCGGGUCCACUACAGGGCCCGGUGAUAUACGCCCAGUUGGAUCACUCAGGCAGCAAAAACUCGUUCCAUAAGAUGGAGCCAGUGGUCUACGCUGACAUUCGUAAAAACUGAAGAGGAACCGGGGACCAAAAAAAAUAAAUAAAACAAAGUAAAGUAUGAGACCUCUCUAUCAGCUGCUCUUGGGAAGGGUGGGAAUAUAUCACCAGGGACAAAAAUUGGUGCAGUUUCUCUCUCUCUCUCUCUCUCUCUCUCUCUUUCUGUCUCUCUCUCUCUUUGUUUCUUUCUUUCUCUUGUUUUUUUUUUCCAUAUUUUGUCCUCUGAAAGCAUGAUGCUGUGCUAUGAUAAAGUCUCCAUGUGCAUUGUUGUGAUGACGAUAAAACUUAAACACUAAUUUCACAUCACUCCAUCACAUCAGCCUUGAAAUUGUUCUCCAAAACAGGGAUAAAAUUAAAAUAAGAAUGCCUUCAUAGAUAUCAUUCCAAGUGUAAAAAAUAUUUUACUUUAUUCCUUGUAGCUUUGUGCCCCCGAGAAGAAAAAAAAAACUUCUGCAGGCUGUUGCAUCAACUCAAAAUAAUAAAUCUGAGAGCACACUAACUUACAAUCACUACCUAAGCUAGCCACAUCCUAACUGAAGGAACGUUUAAUCCAGAGCAGCAUUGAAUGAAAAUGGAAAAAGAAGCCACUACUAACUAGUUUUUUUUUUUUAAAAAACAACACAUUAUAUCAUGUUUGUUCGACCUUCUUCAUCACCUCAUUCAUUGAUCGCUUUCUGCGGUAUUUUGGUGCUUUAUAAUCAUGGCUGUACGACCAGUUGGUCAUAAACUAUACAAACGUCAAUAAGUAUCAAAGAAAUUCUGCCAACGUCAAAACCUCAACUUACAUGUUUCUGUUAUAAACAGCAGACUGUAGUUAUUCCUCAAAUGUACAUGUCAGCCACAUCAUAAAUGUAACAAAAAAUGUCACAAACUAUAUGCUCCUUGUGUCUCCAUCUAAGGAAAGAGUAAAGCUGAGCAGACACAGCGCCAUUUAAUUUAUCGUUUACGCUCCAUUAACCCUACCUGCCUUUCUGGGCUUUGGUGCUCACAGUCUAUCUGCUCAUGACAAAAAGAGAUCAGAACAGAUUAUAUUUCUUCAACAAUUUCCACUUUUUUUAAAAUCCAAACUAGAUGUUUGCAUCCUCAAAAAUGCUGUUAACAAAAGGGAAGAUUAUCUGCGUUGUCGACUAAUUUGUCCUUUAUCUCCUCGAUUAAUUGUUCGUUUAUUUAAGAUGGCAGAAAAUAGUGAAAAAUCUGCGUUUCCAAAAUCCCAACUUGACAAAUAUCUUGUUUUGUCUGCAACCCAAAGAUGUUCAGUUUGCUGUGAAGAGCAAGAAAGAAAUUUUAAAAAUAUGAAAAUUUAGGCCGCUGGAAUCCGAGAAUUUAAAAAUGAUUUUUCAACUACCGAAAUAGACUGCAAUUUAUUUAGUAUUUGAUAGCUAGUUGAUUUAUUGUUACAGAAAACAAAAUGAAACUGAAAUGCAAACUGGAUAUGGACAAAUGGCUGAGAAAAAAGUCUGUUUUGCAACAGAGUCUUAGUUAAAACAACACUCAAAAACCCUUUUAAGCGAAACUAUUUUCAUCUCACUAAAUGUUUGUUUGUAAUGAUCUGACAACAGUUUUGUGAGAAAUCAAACUGGAGCAACUAAAACUGCAAACAAUAUCUGACUUGCCUUAAGUUCAACCAGAUAAAGUUCAAUCUAGUCUUGCAUAGCUGGGCCAAUCUAAACCGCUCUGGAGAAUGGUCUGACUGCACCCAAUCAAAUCGAAUUAUCAUUCCGAUCAAAAGCAAUUUGUAUGCCUUUAAAUCAGUCGUCUUAGGCAGCCCUAAGCCCAGGAUGUAGUGAUGGUGCUCCUUCAAAAUAGUGACGGGGAUGAUGUUUCAGUGAAACAUUUGGGAAAUUCAUUGAAAAUAAGUAGGACUGCCUUACCGCACGAGCAAAAUCUUUUAGCAAAACUUGAAAUUUCCAGUAUAUCAGGGGUUGUUGUUGGCGAUUCCACCCUUACAGCACAUCCCAACCAUCCACAUGAUCGUCAAAUUUAAGUUACUCCUGGUGCUGCGAUUAAUCUGCACUAUGUCUGUCCAGCGUUACGCCUUCCAGCGCGAGUUCAAAGUCCUCGUCUCAGCUUCAUAUCACAAAUCUACGUUGUUACUACUUUGCACAUAGCUGGUGCAACAGUCUGCUGAAGCCACAGGUCAUCUCCACCGGCGGGCACUUCCAUAGUGAUCUUGUUUUGUAGAGGCGUCUAAUGUAGAGCUAGAUUUUUACAUGGCCUUCAGUACACUCUGCAUGCAGCUGUAAUAACAUCUACAAAAAAUAACUUUGGUACUCCUCGGCUAGUUUUAAGCACAUGAAGCUGUCUGACGUUGUAUUACUGUGAAUGCUUCAGUUCUCUGUAAAAGUUCUGGCAUGUAGUUGUGGUACCUUUUAAAGACACUGCCUCCCUUGUUGAUUUUCACCUCAGUGGAACAUACAGCAUCUUUCAGUUUUUAAUUCGUUCCAGAUCACUCCGAGUUUCUGAUUCAGUGCAUAUAAACACACAAGUAAUGCAACCCAUGUAGAUUUUUUCGUCUGAGAAGCCUCUAGUUGCGGUUCAUUAUUUCAUGUUAGCUUUAGUUCAUUUUAAAAUUUGUGCAUUAAAAACUAAAUGUUCAAUUGAGGUGAAAUAUCUCCUUUUUAUAAAAUCUGGGAGAUGUCAUUUGUUGAACAAGACGACUUAUAAAUACACUGUUUGCAUGCAAUUUACUAACAUACCAAUCAUGAUUAUGAAAAUAUACGUCCUUUUUUUUUUUUUUAAAAGCUGUGUAUCACGUAAAGCUCUUUUUUUUCCAAACUAAUGGGCCAAAUAUGUAAUAUCAACAGUUUUUUUGUUUCCAGUUGCUUUUAAGCUUUGAAUGCAUUCCAAAUUAUUAUUAUUUUGUCUUAAAGCAUUUAAAAGCCAAAUUUUAUGUUGUAAUUUUGUCUGUUGAUGGUUCGGUUACCUAUGAGAAUGAUACUUGUGUCGCAUACAGUCUGAACACCUUUAGCUUGUGAUUCUGAAUGCAGUAAAUUUCCAUGCUGAUCAGUGUUUGUAUAUAUUUCUUGCUCAUCAUGUAAGAUAUAGUGCUGUUUACUGUAACUCAUUCCAGUGUGGUCGGGCUGUGGAUGACUUUCCAGAGGUGGGAAGUAGUUUGCUGUAGAGGUCUGGACAGAUGGUGGCAUGCUUUAUGUUUCUUCUCUUUAGUCUUAAUUAUUUGUCGCCGGACACUCUGAUAUCUUGUAUACGGUGCCUGCAGCUGGUGUCGAGUCUGUUGGUCCAAAAUGGAAUGAAUUAAGCUUUAUUUUUUUUAAACAACUGGGUGCACAAAAAAAACAAUUAAUGUAAUGUUUCUGCAGCUUUAGGUUAGUUUCAAUUAACAAUCCGUUAUUUAACAUAGUGAAAAGAUGAAGUUAGUGAACCAGAAUAAAUAGCUUCAAAAGGGAAACAAACUGAAUGAUUUGCGAUCUGCUGAUUCCAGAUUUAACCAUGUGCAGUUUAAAGUUGAGCCUGGAUCCUGAAAAACUCUUCUAGAUGAUGUGAUCUGGAGGAGUUUUGCAAGUAAAUGUCUCAGUAGAGACAGCAUAAGUGGAAAAUAAGUUGUACUUCCUAUUAUAAUGCCAGAAAGCCGCUCUUUUUUGUCAUUUACUUCCACUAUGUAGAACAUUUUGUUGCAGUUUAUUGAACAUAAACCACUGACAGCACAUUGUAUUGCUUCUUUUUCUUACCCAAGAUUGAUUGUAUCAUUGUGAAUGUCACGCAUAGUGUUCAUGUUGAUGUUCACAGUAGGUUCAGAUGAACUUUACAAGCCUGAAAGACUGUCAAACUCAUCACACAUCUGAAAACUAAAUCUAUACGUAGAAUACAACUCUAUCGUCCCAUCAGGCCAGAAAAUGUGUUCAUAAAUCAUUAGUGUUAAAGCAAUAUAUGUCACCUUUUUAACCUCCUUUCAUAUCAUGUGCUAACCUUAGCAGUCAGCUGUAUUUAUGCAAUGUCAGUAAGACAAGAAACCGGCGCAAAUCGAAGUCAACUGUGCUUCAUAAUGUCUUUUAAUGUGCUUUUUGAUUUACAUCAGUCAACAGAAGAGUGAUAUAUAGGUGUGAUCUUUUGCUAGCAGAUGAAGAGUGAAGGCUGUUGGAAUUAACAGAUAAAAGCAAAAUCAUGUUUUCUGAAAAAAUGAUUUGCUCGAGCAGUUAAAUGUUACCAAAAAAUCUUUGGGUUUAAAAGCAAUUUAGGAAAAUUUACAAAAUGAGCAUAAAUGAAAUAAUAUCCCUAUAUUUUCAGGUUAUUUUGCUUUACCGCUAAAUGUUAUGCAAUAAUUUAAAAUAUACCUCUUUUAUGUUAUAAUGUUGUCCUAAAAGUGUGCAACAGUUAUUAUAUACCAGCUAACAAUGCUAGCAGUUAGCUUAUGUUACAUUACAUUAUAGGAGUGUACUGUUUUGCUUGUUAGCUUGCUAACAUGCUAACAAUAGCAAAGAAUACAUCACUGCAACAGCUGGAACUCAGUAGAGCAUGCUAUCAGUUAGCAUGUUAGCAUGCUACAUUGGAAAUAAUCUCUGACAGGAACACUUUCAUUUCUUGGAAUAGAAAAGUUGGACGUGUAAAAUCUUCCCAGUUAGCAUUUCUAAACACUAUGUAAAUGGUUUCUAACACACUUAAUGUAACUAUAAGCAGAUUAGAGUGUUUAAUAAUGUGUUUGUCAACAGCUAGAAUGAAUAAAGCUGCUGUAUAAACAGAUAUUGAAACAUAAUGCAGUAAAACAUUAAUAUUAAAUAUGUUGUUGACGUUCUAAUUGUUGACAAAUGCUGUACUUAAAAAUAUUGUUAAUAUCAACUUGUAACUACAUUAAAGUGUGUUAAAUACACAGUGAUUUUGUUUAUAAAUGCUAAAUAAAGGAUUAAACAGACAUUUGCAGCUUUUGGUGGAGCUAGAAGUGAAAAGUAAGAGUUGCACCAUUUGAACCUUGUGCAUCGCGUUAAUUCUUUGUUUUACUGCCACAGUGUGCUCAUAGAAAGUGAAAUCUUUUUAUUUAAUUUUGAAUAAAUCAUGAAUGCACAAUGCUAACUCCCUUUUCAUUUGCAACUAAAGGUCAAUAGGAUUGUUUAUUUGGCAGAGUUUUGUUUCAACUUAAAUUCUGUGUGUGUAACAAGUUUAUUUAUUCCCACGUUUUUUUGGUUUAGUUUUUUUAUUUUAAUUUAAAACGGCGUUCUGACUGAAAUUUUUUUUUAUUUGGUCCAUUUUGGCUCAACUAUGGCUGCAGGUGCUGUGUUGUCUUCCAUCUUUUAAGUCUUUUCUGUCGUUUUCUGCUUGUUUACUAGUUAGCAGCAUGUUUUUUCAGUGUAUUGACCAAAAUGAAAAAAGAAACCAACAAUGUAAGAUACUGACAAAAACCAUUAACUGCUGGUCGCUUUGCUCCUGAUUGUGACUCGUUGCAGUGUUUAGUGCUGUUGUAGAAAUUGUGAUGUAAACUAUAAAUUAUGAAAGAUUUCCGAUCCGACUGAGCCGUCGCGCUUCGUGUGGUGUUUUUGAGUGAAUGCAGGCUGCACGGUUCGCUCACGACGAGUCUUAAAGCGUGGCGCUCAGCGUUUCCUCGAUGGUAAAUAGUUGUGUGUUAUUUGAGAGUUGUUUGGUAUGUUAUGUUGUAAAAUCUGCACUAUGUCUUGCAUAUCAAAGACAACAAAAUGCCCUGUGAUUUUUAUUUUGUUUAUUUGUUUUAUUUUUUUUAUUCAUCUCUGAAUGACCUUGGCCUCUGUUUAACGUCUUUAAAACUGGAAUGUUGUACAUUUAGUGCCUUUUGCAUUUCAUCAGCUAACUUGAACAUCUGCUCAAAAUAGAAAAAAGAUAAGAUUCAUUUAUUUUCCUUUUAUUGUAUGUAUUUUUUUAUACACAUAAUAUCGCCUCUGUAUCCACUGUUCAAAUUUUAUAUAAAACUUAUUCCUGGCCAAUUA
Messenger RNA from Acanthochromis polyacanthus (spiny chromis), 6779 nucleotides. RefSeq names its product myelin protein zero-like 1 like (gene mpzl1l). The coding region runs from base 92 to 889 and encodes 265 amino acids. The record is from RefSeq and is a predicted model, not a curated record. Lineage: Eukaryota; Metazoa; Chordata; Actinopteri; Pomacentridae. Gene Ontology annotation, cellular component: cell surface; focal adhesion; membrane. The transcript has 6 exons.